CAAAAUACUCGAUGUUAGUCGUAGUAGGUACGACAAACCGGCUGAUUGGAGGAGACUCCUACUCCGUGGACAGCAUCCUCAUUCAUGAGAAGUAUGACAGUUCUGAGAUUAGGAAUGACGUCAGCCUCAUCAAGGUUAGCCGGGACAUCAAGUUUAGUGACGUCGUACAACCUAUUGAACUUCCAGUUGAAGAUACAGGCGCUGGAGUAGACCUGUUCCUUAGUGGUUGGGGAAGACUUUCUUACCCUGGCUCGCUGCCCGUGCAGCUGCAGAUGAUCAACCUAACUUCCCUGAGCGUGGAACAAUGCCAGGGUGUCUACCAGAACAUCAACCCAGUCUUCAGCUCACAGAUCUGUUCGCUCACCAAAUCCGGAGAAGGAGCUUGUCAUGGUGACUCCGGCGGCCCUUUAGUAGCUGACGGCAAGGUGGUUGGAAUAGUAUCGUGGGGCAUGCCCUGUGCCCGCGGCUACCCAGACGUGUACACCAGAGUCUAUUCAUUCCUUGACUGGAUCCAACCCAAGAUUAGCUUGGAAUAAAUUCCAGUACCAGGUACAAGGUAAAAAGGAUUUUGAUGUAAUCAUCUUUAGGUCCUUUUUAAAUAACUUUGCCAUUAUAAGAAUAAUGUUUUUAUACUCGAAUGUACUAAUGAAUUGACA
Messenger RNA from Spodoptera litura, 656 nucleotides. RefSeq names its product chymotrypsin-2. Lineage: Eukaryota; Metazoa; Arthropoda; Insecta; Lepidoptera; Noctuidae. Gene Ontology annotation, molecular function: serine-type endopeptidase activity. The record is from RefSeq and is a predicted model, not a curated record. Gene Ontology annotation, biological process: proteolysis.